Phragmites australis (common reed) is the source of this 1256-nucleotide messenger RNA. Its product is annotated as momilactone A synthase-like. The record is from RefSeq and is a predicted model, not a curated record. Gene Ontology annotation, molecular function: oxidoreductase activity. The transcript is spliced from 2 exons. NCBI's taxonomy places the organism in Eukaryota, Viridiplantae, Streptophyta, Magnoliopsida, Poales, Poaceae. The coding region runs from base 83 to 907 and encodes 274 amino acids.
GGGCAGUGCUAUAAACUUGGAGCAGGUUACAAGCACCUAGAACAGACUUGAAACAGAACAGAAGCUACCUAGCUAGGCAGCCAUGGCAAGCAGCUCCGAAGUUCCUGCCGCUGCAAGGAAGUUGGAGAGGAAGGUGGCGGUGAUCACCGGCGGGGCGAGCGGCAUCGGGGAGCGCACGGCGCGGCUGUUCGUGCGGCACGGCGCGCGCGUCGUGGUGGCCGAUAUCCAGGACCAGCUCGGGUCCAGCCUCUGCGCCGAGCUGGGCCCCGACGCCGCCAGCUACGUGCACUGCGACGUCACCAGCGAGGCCGACGUCGCGGCGGCCGUGGACCACGCCGUGGCGCGGUUCGGUGGGCUGGACGUCAUGUUCAACAACGCGGGCAUCGGCGGCGCGGCGUGCCACAACAUCCGGGAGAGCACCAAGGAGGACUUCGAGCGCGUGCUGGCGGUGAACCUAGUGGGCCCGUUCCUGGGCACGAAGCACGCGGCGAGGGUGAUGGUGCCCGCGGGCCGCGGGGGUUGCAUCAUCGGGACCUCGAGCCUGGCGUCGGCGGUGGCGGGAGCCGCGUCGCACGCGUACACGUGCGCCAAGCGCGGGCUGGUGGCGCUGACGGAGAACGCGGCGGCGGAGCUGGGGCGGCACGGGAUCCGGGUCAACUGCGUCUCUCCCGCCGCGGCCGCCACGCCGCUGGCCACGGGGUACGUGGGGCUGGAGGGGGAGGCGUUCGAGCAGGCCAUGGAGGCCGUCGCCAAUCUCAAGGGCGUUGGGGGCCUGCGGGUGGAGGACAUCGCCGCCGCCGUGCUCUUCCUCGCCAGCGACGACGCGCGGUACAUCAGCGGCCACAACCUGAUCAUCGACGGCGGCUUCUCCAUCGUCAACCCGUCCUUCGGGAUCUUCAAAGACUGAGCCCAACCGAUCGGUCCGGUCGGGUCGGGUCGAUGCACACGCCAUGCAUUCGUGCAUGCACGACCAGUCGCUGGAGUAACGCAGAGUGAUUGCCUGGCCAUCGUGCCCAUGUGGUUCCAUGUACGUUUGCGUUUCACUACCACUUGCGUUGUCUUUUUGGAAGAGAUGUGGUAAAUGAAUAAUGUAUCGCACCGCCACCAUUGGUCCUCCUCCAUCCUGAUUCUUUGCACCCGGCCAAUCACGAGAACUCAGAUGCGAUCGACGGACGAAAAAUAAUCCACGCAGGACGCAGCCACAGGAGUGGGAGUCGAGCUACUAUCGGACUCCAACCUGGUUCCUUAGAUAAUUU